Molecule: messenger RNA, 790 nt
Organism: Aspergillus versicolor CBS 583.65
Lineage: Eukaryota; Fungi; Ascomycota; Eurotiomycetes; Eurotiales; Aspergillaceae
Exons: 1
Coding region: 75-509 (144 amino acids)
Source: RefSeq, a predicted model, not a curated record
AAGUUCAAACUCCAACUCCAACUCAAGCAUAUAAACAUACCAACCUCAUAAUAUCUAUUUCCAUUAUACCCACAAUGAAGUUCCUCACCCAAGCCAUCCUCGCAGCCCUAGCCUGCACUCCCGCCCUGGCCGCCCCCGCCAAAACCAAGUCCAUGAUGAUCAAGGAAUCCGAAUGGACCAUCGAGAGCCUCAAGCGCGAGUGCAACGACGACGACUCCAAGUGCACCUGGACCUUCGGCAUCAACCCAGGCAGCGGCGCCACCGACUGCACCUACGAGGUCGAGGGCAGCCCUGCCUCCGAGGCCAACGGCGGCCCUGUCAACUGCGGCCCCUACACCAUCACCUCUGGCUGGAGUGACCAGUUUGGCCCUGAGGAAGGAUUCACCACGCUCUCUGUUGUUAAAGAGGAGACGCGUGAGAUUGUCUGGCCUGCGUACACUGAUAAGCAGGUUGAUGGUGGGGAGGUUGUUGUUCCGGACCAGAGCUACACGCCCCAGAUUCUUCCUUGAACAACCGAACAAUUCUUGAUUUGAUUUAAUGAUAUGUCUCUUUUUGUCGGCUGAGAUUAUAUACGGUGUACUGCUUGGUUGCAUUGUACUUACUCUCCUUCAUUCUGGGCGCCGGGAAACGCUGUAACGAAUAAAUAUUAUAUAGUACACGGCAUUUUAUGAAUAAACACUAGUCAGGCUAUGAUAAAAUGGUUUAAAUGGUUAAUAUUGGUGACAUCAGCCAAGUUUUUAAUUUAUAUCCCUGUUACCAAGCAAGUAGGGCCGGAGUAUUUCCCGCGGUG